This is a messenger RNA of Lates calcarifer (barramundi perch), 657 nucleotides long. Its product is annotated as complement factor H-related protein 4. The record is from RefSeq and is a predicted model, not a curated record. The coding region runs from base 92 to 532 and encodes 146 amino acids. NCBI's taxonomy places the organism in Eukaryota, Metazoa, Chordata, Actinopteri, Centropomidae. The transcript is spliced from 3 exons.
GUAGAAACUCUUUCAUCCUAUAUAAUCAUACAGGGACAAGCCUCAACUCAGACACUAGGGAGUAACACCUGACCACAGCAGCUCGAUUACCAUGAGAUUCCCUCCACUUCUUUGCCUUUUUGUCCUGUGGCUGGACAUGGACGUUUCAUUUUCUCAGAACGAGCCUGCAGGCUGUCAGACUCCACCAGCUCUCACCGAUGGAGACAUUAAGGACACAAUGAAACAGCACUACAGCCAUAGUGAGAGGGUCGAAUACAUGUGUCAGAAUUACUACACCAUGGAGGGUGACCCAUACAGAACCUGCAUCAAUGGUGAAUGGACUGGACAAAUUAGAUGCCUCAAGCCAUGCACCGUGAAUGAAAACGACAUGAUACAACGAAAUAUUGCAUUCAGAUACAGAGUUUACAGCAAGUUAUAUGCACCUCAUAACGACGUAAUUGAGUUCAGGUGUACCAGAGGAAGACCUGUUGGCGCAAUGCCCAUGCGUUUCAAGUGUAAUGAUGGUGUAAUGAUCCUGCCCACAUGCCAAUAAGAGUUUUAAAUGACUGGAAAUAAUCUCGCUUAUAAGGGCCAUGGGUGAACAAACAGGCACAGUUAAGAGGAAAAAACAUUUUAAUGUGUACUCACAUUACAAAUAAACUUCUUUUUUAAAAUUCA